AUGUCCGACUCGAAUCAAGCAUACAACAUCUGGGGCGUUGUGGCGAGCGUCUUGGGCACGCUCGGCCUUCUGUCUAUGGUCUGGGAUCUGUUCAAGAGUCAAAUGCCCACCCAAAAGCUACGACAGCUCGAGGAUGACCUGAGGACCACGUACCAGUUGCUCAACGAUAACGUCGAAGAGGGUCUGCUUGAUCCUGAAAGGUUUCGUCCUCGCAUGCGCAUCAUCAAGCAUCGCAUCGAUGACUUGCGUUCUCAUGUUUUUACUGCAGUGACUUGGCAGGAGGAGUUGCGCAACUGGAGGCGCGGCCUCUCCGCCCAGCUCAAUGUGCUCCUCCGUGAGGUAUACAAGAUUCGCGCUACCAUCGCUAAAAGUAGCUCGGAGGAGCGGAGGAAACUGAGUCGCUCUGAAGGGGACGGCGAACUAGUGCUGCGUGAUCAGGCGUUAGGAGGCGCGGAUAUCGCCGUUCCUGCUGCUGAGCAGGCACCCCCAGAGUCUACGAGCACGACGUCGUUCACCGACGUCCAGCAGCAAUCGCCUUCCCCAAGCCAUGACGGUCGCGUUCCGCCUCUCCAGCAGUCUUGUUCAACCUUGACGACCAGCACCGCGCCUUCUUGUAUCGACAACCUCUUCGAUGAUCCCCAUACCCUCAAGACGCUCCCUCGCGACCAUCCUGGAAACGACGCAGACGCAGAGGUUCGACCGCCCCGGGCGCUCGAUCGCCCUCGCGACCAGAAGGCGUGGAAGAAACGUCCCCCAUCACGACACGACGUGCUGCUACAAUUCGGCCGGCAGCUGAUGAAGCCCUCUUCCAUACACUCGCGUACCGCCAACUUCGACGUUCUUUCAUCCCCAAUCCCUAAACCUGGACGUAAAAAGCACGUCCUUCGCGUGGACAGCUUUGGAGACGGAGCUCGUCCUAAGGCCAAGCGUUCGAUGGUCGCGGUCAUCGUACUGCCGGGGCCAUAUACGGAGCUCUGCGACGAUUAUGAAGGAGAUGAUGAGAGCGACUGA
Molecule: messenger RNA, 1011 nt
Organism: Trametes versicolor FP-101664 SS1
Lineage: Eukaryota; Fungi; Basidiomycota; Agaricomycetes; Polyporales; Polyporaceae
Exons: 4
Coding region: 1-1011 (336 amino acids)
Source: RefSeq, a predicted model, not a curated record